Messenger RNA from Macrobrachium nipponense, 674 nucleotides. RefSeq lists its product as uncharacterized. Bases 13 to 612 code for a protein of 199 amino acids. The transcript has 2 exons. The record is from RefSeq and is a predicted model, not a curated record. Lineage: Eukaryota; Metazoa; Arthropoda; Malacostraca; Decapoda; Palaemonidae.
UCUGAAGUGAAAAUGACAGCUUUCAAGAUUAUAGUUGGCAUUCCGAUCCUCGCUACCUACGUCUUGGCUGGACGCAUCUAUGGAGGUCAAGGGGGUCAUAUUGGUGGAGGCGUAGCUACAGGGGGCAUCAUCGGAGGGCAGGGAGGAGGAUUUACACAAGGCGGAGGCAUUGGAGUAGGAUUUGGACAUGGCGGAGGCAUUGGAGGAGGAUUUGGACAUGGAGGAGGCAUUGGAGCAGGAUUUGGACAUGGAGGAGGCAUUGGAGGAGGAUUUGGACAUGGCGGAGGCCUUGGAGGAGGAUUUGGACAUGGCGGAGGCCUUGGAGGAGGAUUUGGACAUGGCGGAGGCAUUGGAGGAGGAAUUGGACACGGUGGAAUCAUUGGAGGAGGCACAGGAUAUGGUCCUACAAUCGUGCCAGCUCUCGGAGGAUUUGUAGGUUCUUCGACAAGUUAUGGAAGGGCCGGUGUCCUUGGAGGGUCAGGUCUAGGUGGCCGUGGGGGAGCUAUCGUUGGAGGCCAUGGAAUCCAAGGAGGACGCUCAUCCCUUGGAGGCCUUGGAGGUUCUAUUGUUGGAGGACGUGGUCUUUAUGGCAGACCAUAUGGUAGAUGGUAAUAAGAAAUGCAUUACACCGAAUCCCCCCACGAUGAAAUAAAUCACAUUACUGAUAUGGAUAA